This is a messenger RNA of Kogia breviceps (pygmy sperm whale), 1940 nucleotides long. RefSeq names its product distal-less homeobox 1 (gene DLX1). Gene Ontology annotation, biological process: embryo development; negative regulation of transcription by RNA polymerase II; cell differentiation. The record is from RefSeq and is a predicted model, not a curated record. Gene Ontology annotation, molecular function: DNA-binding transcription factor activity, RNA polymerase II-specific; RNA polymerase II cis-regulatory region sequence-specific DNA binding. NCBI's taxonomy places the organism in Eukaryota, Metazoa, Chordata, Mammalia, Artiodactyla, Physeteridae.
CAUGCUUAGACUUUUCAAAGAGACAAACUCCAUUUUCUUAUGAAUGGAAAGUGAAAACCCCUGUUACGCUUAAAUUGGGUUCCUUCCUGUCCUGAGAAACACAGAGACCCCCAAAAGGGAAGCAGAGGAGAGAGAGAGACCCACACCCAGACCCCGCGAGAAGAGAUGACCAUGACCACCAUGCCAGAGAGUCUCAACAGCCCCGUGUCGGGCAAGGCGGUGUUUAUGGAGUUUGGGCCACCCAACCAGCAAAUGUCUCCUUCUCCCAUGUCCCACGGGCACUACUCCAUGCACUGUUUACACUCGGCGGGCCAUUCGCAGCCCGACGGCGCCUACAGCUCGGCCUCGUCCUUCUCCCGACCGCUGGGCUACCCUUACGUCAACUCGGUCAGCAGCCACGCGUCCAGCCCCUACAUCAGUUCGGUGCAGUCCUACCCGGGCAGCGCCAGCCUCGCCCAGAGCCGCCUGGAGGACCCAGGGGCUGACUCCGAGAAGAGCACGGUGGUGGAAGGCGGUGAAGUGCGCUUCAAUGGCAAGGGGAAAAAGAUCCGCAAACCCAGGACGAUUUAUUCCAGUUUGCAGUUGCAGGCUUUGAACCGCAGGUUCCAGCAAACUCAGUACCUAGCUCUGCCCGAGAGGGCGGAGCUCGCGGCCUCCUUGGGACUCACGCAGACGCAGGUCAAGAUCUGGUUCCAGAACAAGCGCUCCAAGUUCAAGAAGCUGAUGAAGCAGGGCGGGGCGGCUCUGGAGGGUAGCGCGCUGGCCAACGGCCGGGCGCUGUCUGCAGGCUCUCCUCCAGUGCCGCCCGGCUGGAACCCCAACUCCUCUUCCGGGAAGGGCUCGGGCGGCAGCGCGGGCUCCUACAUCCCCAGCUACACGUCGUGGUACCCCUCGGCGCACCAAGAAGCUAUGCAGCAACCCCAGCUCAUGUGAGGUUGCGCGUCCGCACCCGCCCGCCUCCUUCCCGUCUCCCUCUGCUCGGGCCCCUCUCGCCUCCCGGUCCAUCCGCCCCGUCCGCGUGCCGUGGGUCCGGAGGAGAAGGGCCCAGAGGGAAAGAAGAAGGAACCGUAGAGGCUGGACGCCCGCCGCCUCCUCCGAGUGCCGCGCGGUCUGGCUCGGCGACUGCCCUGGCGCCCACGCCCUUGCCCGAACCCCGGCCUCGGCCGCGCGGUGCCAGCAGAGUGGCCUCGAAGCGCAGGCACAGAGGCCUGAGACAGCGGGAGCCGCCGCAAGAUCCCGCCGGACCCGACCGCCGACCCGACCUGGGACUAUCAGGAAAACAAAACAAAACAAAAAACAAUGUAGAAAAAGGAAAAGCUCUUUCUGUCCUGUCCGUUUCUUGUCUCCUUUCGCUCUGUAUCUGUGCCCUGACGAAGUCGAGGUUCUCGUCCGUCCGCUGUCCUCGUUCUUCGGCCUCUGAAAAAAGUCACCAGGUCGGAGGAGGCUUGGUCCACCGGGCCACCCAGUUCCGGAUACUGGAACGUUUUGUCUUUUCGGACCUUUUCCUGGGCCUGCCUAACCAUCUGUGUGGCUCGUUCGGGGAUUGGGGGAAAUUGGAGGGAGGGGGUUUUAUUUAUUGAGAAAUGAACUUCUCUUGAGGCUGAAUGUUCGGUCAAUUCACGGUUCUGUGGGGCGCGAGGAGCGCAGGGUCCAAACGUACCCAUUACUUUAAACGCACCCGGAAAAACGAAUAAGGAGGACCUGGUGAUUUUUAAUUUAUAUAGUAACUUUUGUACUUCGCUGGUAUGGAGAGGUUGGAACCGAAUGAUUUGCAUUUUUUACAUGUCCCGUAUUAUUUUAAAAAGAAAAGAGAGAGAAAGAAAUGAAGCCAACACAAUUUCCUCAUCUCGGAAGAACGCUUGAUCGCUUUACCUGGUUAAGCAGGAAAAUCCUAAUUCUUCCCUUGUGGAGAGAGAGGACUGAUGGGCGGGGAGAGAAAA